AUGCAUUUCCCGGCACGGAAUUGCGCCCCCAUCGUGUCGGCGGCGACGGGGAGGAUACCACAACGUGGGGCCCAGUACGCCUCGUUGGGGAACAUUGGCUCGUCGGGGCCAAUUGGCUGGGCUAAGAACAACUCUGCCCUCUCAUCUAGACAUAUCAGGUCAUUCUCAGGGAGGUGGAUCGGUAGGGGGAUUGGUCUCAGAGCUUCUGGUGCAUCACUAGUAACGAAGCUGAGAUGUACUGGGCCGGCUGCAGUUCCACGAGAUCAUCUUGCAUGGAUUCAGAUCAGGAAGUUCAGCCAAGCAGAUCAUACACAAAUUUCAGGCGAUAAACAGGAGACUGAAGAGCUUUUGGAGAAGUUUGAAGUUCAAGAGGGCAAUCAAGAAGCUCGGCCUCAGCGGACGGUUCUUCGUGAGAAUGGCCAAGUGGAUGGGUCACCGGAAGAGCAGAAGUGGCCUGAAACGAAGACCAAAGGUAAAAUGUUGACGACGCCAUCGCGGCUUUUCAAGUUGAUCAUUCCUUUAACGACCAUUAGCAAUGAAGGCCAUGAUAAAGCCCAAUCAGAAAUCGAACCAAUAGCUAUCCUAGUCCACCCUCAACAACCAUUAUCAUAUCUAGAGCGCCUGAUUCAGUCAGAACUACCUCCAAUCAGAGGCAAUACAGAUAAGCUCCGCCCACCAGCGAUAUCCUUCAUCGCACUCCAGCACGAUGACAACGCAAUCAAGCCCAAAAAGCGAAUCGAAGACGAGAUCGACCUAGAUGCAAGGGAAAACAAAGAAGACUUCAUCCCCGGCAACGACGGCGUUGGCGGGAGCAAACCCCUCAACGGCCGCCGAUUACCCACCGAACACCGCCGGUCCCGUGAAGAAGACGUCGAAACCUACAGCUAUCCACGCAACAAGAACGGCACCCCGCCGCCCGACGGCGAACCCGAGCGUUUCGUGCGCUGGUCCCAGGCCACAGAGAUAGGCGACUUUAUCCGGGAUGCUGCGCGCACGGGCGAGUUUAUCGUGACAAUCGAAGGCGCGCCGUCCGGCCUGAGUCAGAUUCGCGUCACUGUGCCGUCGUUCAACGAGCGCACGUAUUACCUCCGCAUGCGACUACGCAAGCUCUCGCGACGCAUCCAAACCAUAGCGGGUGUGAAGGAGAAGUGUGAUGCGUUGGCGCAUCGGGGUGCGCAGCGGGUUGCGAUUGGCGGGUUUGGUAUUCUUUCCAUUUGGUGGUUUACGGUUUACAGGUUGACGUUCGAGACUGAUCUCGGAUGGGAUACUAUGGAGCCUGUGACUUACUUGGUCUCUUUGUCUACUUUGAUGGGUGGUUAUUUGUGGUUUUUGUAUCACAAUCGGGAGAUUUCUUACAAGUCUGCGCUGGAUUUUACGAUCAGUACGAGGCAGAAGAAGCUUUAUCAGUUGCAUAACGUUGAUUUGCAGCUUUGGGGGUCUUUGAUUGAUGAAGGAAACUCCCUUCGUGGGGAGAUUAAGAAUAUCGCUGCUGAGUAUGAUACUGAGUGGAAUGAGCGGGCUGAUGAGCAGGACAAGCGUGUGACGGAAGUCUUGAAGUCAGAGCGUCGGCAGAGGAAUGAGAAGAAGGAUGAUGAUGAUAAGAAUGACAGGGAUGAUGAUUGA
Molecule: messenger RNA, 1623 nt
Organism: Penicillium robsamsonii
Lineage: Eukaryota; Fungi; Ascomycota; Eurotiomycetes; Eurotiales; Aspergillaceae
Exons: 3
Coding region: 1-1623 (540 amino acids)
Biological process (GO): mitochondrial calcium ion homeostasis; calcium import into the mitochondrion
Cellular component (GO): uniplex complex; mitochondrial inner membrane
Molecular function (GO): calcium channel activity; uniporter activity
Source: RefSeq, a predicted model, not a curated record